Messenger RNA from Brachypodium distachyon (stiff brome), 2174 nucleotides. RefSeq names its product DNA polymerase epsilon subunit B. Gene Ontology annotation, cellular component: epsilon DNA polymerase complex. The record is from RefSeq and is a predicted model, not a curated record. NCBI's taxonomy places the organism in Eukaryota, Viridiplantae, Streptophyta, Magnoliopsida, Poales, Poaceae. The coding region runs from base 50 to 1651 and encodes 533 amino acids. Gene Ontology annotation, biological process: DNA-templated DNA replication; error-prone translesion synthesis. Gene Ontology annotation, molecular function: DNA binding. The transcript has 13 exons.
ACAUUUCCCGCCACAGCCAGCCCGUACUUUGCUUCUUUCCCCCUCUCCCAUGGCGGCGCCGUCGGCGGCCAUGCGCAAGAAGCUCCAGCGCAAGUUCCGGCUCAGGGGCUUCACCCUCAAGGUAGACGCCCUCGAGGAGGCGGCCACCUUCCUCGCCCGCUUCCCCGACGCGGAGGACGACGCCCUCGAUCUCCUCCUCGACGAGCUCGACAAGGAACCGCUGAAAUCGUCUAUACUGGACGGGGACGCCGUCCGGCGCGUGGUGUCCCUGCUUGUCGAGGCGGAGGAGGCGGUCGACGCGGCGUCGCCGGCGGCCACCAGCGCCCGUUCGGCGCUGAGGGUGGUGGACUCAUUCGUCGUGCCGCGGUUCCAGUACGACCCAAUCAAGAAAGUGUUCUACGAGCACACUGGCAGAUUAGCAAUUCAUGGAGAAGCCAGCGAUAAAGCUGCCCUUUACAGGGAUAGGUAUCAAGUGCUUCUUCAGAGGCUCGCUCGUGAUAAAUAUUUCUCCAGGCCAGCCUUUGAGACUGUGAUGACUGAAAAGGAUAGUUGUGAGAUAACUUCUAUACAGUCUUUAAUUGGGUGCACUGGACGGAGAUGGAUUAUGGGGGUCAUAUCGCAGUUGGAGGAACGUCAGUUCUACUUGGAGGAUCUUACUGGAGCAGUUCCAAUUGACUUAUCAAAUGCAAAAAUCACUUCGGGUUUUUUUGUUGAAAACACUGUAAUUGUGGCAGAAGGGGAAUUGCUUUCAAAUGGCAUCUUCCAGGUCAAUACAUGUGGGUUUCCUCCAUUAGAGGAUAGGGAAGCAUCACUUUCACUGCUUAUGGGGCUUGAUUUCUUUGGUGGAGGAGUCAUACCAACUGAAGAAACACUGAGACUGUCAUCACUAGAAAAUAAGGCCGUAAACGACAUGUUUGUCAUACUUUCAGAUGUUUGGCUGGACAGUGCUGAGACUAUGGAGAAGUUAGCUGUCGUUCUUGAUGGCUAUGACAGUGUUGAAGUGGUUCCUUCUCUCUUUGUUUUAAUGGGCAAUUUCUGCUCUCGACCUUGCAAUCUGGCAUUCAAUUCAUUUGAAGAACUCAGAUUGCAGUUUGGAAAGCUUGGUGAGAUGAUUGCAGCCCGAACUAGGCUAAAGGAACAUAGUCGUUUUCUAUUCAUUCCUGGACCCGAUGAUGCAGGACCGUCUAAAGCUCUCCCAAGGUGUGCACUCCCGAAGUAUCUGAUCGAGGAACUUCAGAAGCAUAUCCCAAAUGCUAUAUUCGUAAGCAACCCCUGCAGGGUGAGGUUUUAUACGCAAGAAAUUGUGUUUUUCCGACAAGAUCUACUUUACAGGAUGCGGCGGUCAUGUCUGAUUCCACCAACAACAGAAGAAACAAGUGAUCCUUUUGAACAUCUAGUAGCAACUAUCACCCAUCAGAGUCAUCUUUGUCCAUUACCUCUCACGGUUCAACCUAUCAUAUGGAACUUUGAUCAUUGCCUUCGACUGUACCCGACUCCUCACACGAUAGUAUUGGGCGAUAGAAGUGAACAGAAGGCCUUCAAAUAUACAGGAAUCACUUGCUUCAAUCCUGGUUCUUUUGCAAAUGACAGCACCUUCGCAGCCUACCGUCCUUGCACUAAGGAGGUCGAACUUUCUGCAUUAGAGAGCUAACGUGAUAUGGAGAACAAACUGAAGCUGUAAUGUGUAAUGCCCAACCUUGGCAUUCUCCAAACCUUCGAUGAGCUGCCUAUCACCACUGUACAUCAGCCAUCAAGAUUGAUAUUUAUGAAGCCAUAUGAAUUACGGAGGCCAUUUCAUGCAAGUGAAUUCAGAAAGAUGACAUAAUAGCAACAACAUGCAUGGAGCUGGUGCCCUUUCUUUCAAGCAAACUGAUGCUGACAUAUCAUCACAGGAAUUACAGAUUUGUAGCACCAGGUAGUUGUGGUGUUUGUGUAACAAUGAUCUCAUGAUGUUUUCCCCAAUUGUCCUUCGCUAAAGUCAGAGAUAGAGUUUACUCCUGUAAUAUGUAUCAUUGUUAUUUUUUCCUUUGCUGUAAGCUUUUUUAAUUAAACUGGCGCUUUUCAGUUUUGUAGAACUGCUGAGAUUAGUUCCUCCUUCAAAGAUUGGAUUGUUCACUUGUGUAACAUUUAAUCUGAUUGAUUAAAUUGAGUAUACUGGCAAUGUGUUCACCAAA